Molecule: messenger RNA, 1905 nt
Organism: Cladophialophora immunda
Lineage: Eukaryota; Fungi; Ascomycota; Eurotiomycetes; Chaetothyriales; Herpotrichiellaceae
Exons: 4
Coding region: 1-1905 (634 amino acids)
Biological process (GO): DNA-templated transcription
Molecular function (GO): zinc ion binding; DNA binding
Source: RefSeq, a predicted model, not a curated record
AUGGCCGCGGAAAGGCAACGGCGGGCUGACGAAGUAACAUCUCAGCCUCAAGACAUUGCCCCGGACAUCAAUAUUGACUGGGAUGCACUGAUGCUAUCGUCUGAAGAGAUACACAACGACCUCAUUGCUACCAUGAUCGCUCCCGGAGCUGGGUUGAUCGACGUCGAGGACGAGGACGACAGCGACCAGAUCUUCGACAAUAUAUUCAUGCCCGUCUCCGAAGGCGGUGACACAAUCGAUACCUUGGACGAUGAUUCACUGGGCAAACCCUACACGCCGAUCACUCGGAGCUAUCAGGAAAACGAAGCCAUUCUCAAUGCCUACUACAUCUUCAUUCAUCCGUACUUUCCAAUCCUGCCACCGCCAGUGACGACACUGCAAGUUGAUGACCCGAUGAGCGAAUCGAAAUACUUCGAGCCGGCAUCUCCUUUGGUAAUGGCAUUAAUGGCGAUUCUCGUUCUGAUCCCCCACCCGGAAGACGAGUACCCUGACAGUGAUGAGUCUGUAUGUCUCAGAAGGCAGCAAGCACACUCAUUCUCCCAGAUGGCCAUGGAGAGCAUUGAGAUUGAGACCGAGUUGCUCGAAUCUGCCACCAACCCGUCUGAAGCUUUGGAUCACCGUCGACCAUCGGUCGAUCGCGAAAAGCUUCAUCCAUGUGUGCCGGUCGAGCUAGAAGGGGUGCUGGCACACGUAUUACUGAGUAUCUAUGAAUACGCCCAGCGGGGGAAUCUGGCGAAGAUGAGAAAUCGAGCCAGCCAAGCAUACGAUGCUGCCAUCAGACUUUGCCUGCACGACAUCUCCGAUCUUUCUUUAGACGAAUACACAGAAGCGCGUCGACGCGCCUGGUGGAUGACCUAUAUUGUCGUCCUGCAGUCUUCGAUUGUCAGCAGCACGCCUCCAAUCAUCUCGAUUGAUUUUCAUCAAUUCAGGACCCCGUUGCCAACAUCGCCAGCGGACUCCGACGCAUGGUCGUUUUUCAUUGAAGCCCAGCAGUGUAUCCUAAGGUGUACACAGUACACUGUGGCGCUGAAGAAGGCCCUCGACAGCGGUCUCGGGGACAGCACGCUGGAUCAACGGAAAGCGAUGCUUGAGAGCGACUUGGAUUCGGUCCUUUUCAGAUAUGCGUCCUCCCCGAACGAGCCGUCGACCCUGUCACCUACAGACCCUGAAGAACACACUCUGGCCAAAUCACUGCGACUGCAGGCGCUGAUCAAGCUCAACAGUGCGAGGAUCAAACUCCAUCGGUAUCGCGCUUUCCAAGACGUCCCUAUAUUUACCCGUCGUCACUGCGAUCUAGACCAAGCGGACGUAUCUUCCCCGCGCCCACUGGGGUGCUCGUGUCACGCGAUGCUCCCGUCUGCCUUCUCAAACACUUCGCCCCAAGGCUUCCAGUCCGGCGGCUUUCCCGGGCUUUGGUCGCAGUCGCCUCGCGGGGUUUCCGUUGAUGCAUCUAGCGACCACGCAGACGCGCUGACCAAGAACGUCUCGAUCACUGACCUGCCCGCUGCAAAGACUUGCCUCAAGGCUGCGCUUGCCAUCGGCCGGGCGUUCGAAUCAUUCCCUUACCCCAAUCCGAUGCAGCUGCCGCUCCCCCUACCUUCUCCGCCAAUGUUGUCACCCGUCUCCUCGACCCCGGCACCACGGACUAUGCCCUCGUUUGCCUGCUGCGCCAUGCAAAGCUGCUACACGCUGCUCACAUUAUGCUACAAAAGCCUCGAGAUGCAGUGCAUCAACCAACGGAGUUCAGCCGCCGACAAGGGCAUCGAGGAUCUGUACGCCGGCGUCGGCCGAGUUCUGAGGGCGCUGCAGAACUAUGCAGUCGCGUUUGAAGCUCUGAACGGCAUGGUCCAGCAGGUAGAGGAGGCCCUGGAGGCGCUGAAGCAUGUACGACAGCACAAUAACUGA